Agelaius phoeniceus (red-winged blackbird) is the source of this 1918-nucleotide messenger RNA. NCBI's taxonomy places the organism in Eukaryota, Metazoa, Chordata, Aves, Passeriformes, Icteridae. The record is from RefSeq and is a predicted model, not a curated record.
GACGGGGCCGGUCCGCCAGCCGUGAGCCCUGGGACUGCUCCGUUUUUUUCUGAAAGCUGCCAGCCACUGAAUUUGCAUGGAUUUGGAAGUUAAACGAGUUGCUGCAUCCCCUCGAAGAAAGGCUGAGUUGUCAUUGAGGGGGAAGAAAUGUCAGGGUUGGAGACCAAAUAGACAGGCACAGAGUCCUUGCCCACCAGAGGUGCCAUGCCUAGAUCUAGGGAGGCUGGGAGAUUUUGAUGAAGAGGAUGGGGACUCUUACAUGCUGUACACUGGAAGUUCUUCUCAUAGGUGCCAGCAAGAUUCAUCUUCAGAGUGGAGAAUGUCAUUACAGACUCCAUAUGCACAGCAUCAACAUGGUACACAGCUUGAAGAUGGACACAAUGAUUUUGUAACCCUUGAUAAGAAAACUCUCCUGCAAUCAUGCUAUACAAACCUACCUUAUAAUAUGCAGCACAACAUAAGGAAAUCAGAAGCUGAGGAUGUCACUGCAGAGAAGAGAAAACAGGCUGUUGUAGAACAAGUUAUGGUGGAUCAAUUAUGUAGAGCUGUUAUAAGUGAUCCAGAGCAGUCUACACAUUCUGAUGCUUGCCAGGAAGCUCCAGGACUUUUGGGAGUUGGGAUGGCACCAAUGCGUUUUAGAAAAAGGACCCUCCAUGAAACAAAAAUAAGGACCAAAUCAGGACUAACUGAGAACAUGCUCUCCAACAAGCUAUGCUUCGAUAGUAGGAUUAUAUCGAGAAAUGGUCAUGAUGCUUGUAGGGAGUUGAUUGGAUUUUUUUUCACAUGUGACAAAUCCCUUACUGUGUAUGAAUUUCAACAGUUUGGAAAAAACAGGACAAAUGCCUUACCUUUCAUUCAUAAGGGAGUUUAUCAUCAUCAACGUGGACAAAGAAAGGGAAAAGCUUAUGAUCUUAGUGACAUUUACGUUGGAGCCAAUCUGACUUUCUGAAGUGUCGAUCAUAACCUUCCAGAAAGUGUUAAGCAGAACCCUUUCUUCACCCUUCGUGUGAUAAGUAUUGAUGAAGCAGCUAUGGAUUACCUAAAAUAAGUAGCUUCCUCUCUGGAACUCAAGGAAGAGUGCUCCAGGCAAGUAGUUGAUGAAAGUGAAGUUUUCAAGAAGAUUCAAGGUAUAUUCAGAGAAACACUAAGUAAAAGAGGAUUUGGGGUUAUAACAGGCUUAGGAAAAUAUUUCCUACAAAUAGACAAGAACAGAAACGGUCUGCUCUCUCAGACAACCUUGAAAGAAGCUCUAAAAGUAUUCCAUUUGGAAAUGCCUGAAGGGGACUUUUAGUCCUUAUGGUUUAUUCUUGAUGAUAGCAAGAGUGAUAAGAUCGACUGUGGAGAAUUUACUCAUGCCAUAUUUGGAGAAAUGAAUGAAUAUAGGAAAAAUUUGUAAGAAAAGUAAGCUUAUAUGAAACUAGAUUUCAACAAAACUGGGAGUGUGCCUGUGGUAGAUAUCAGAAAAUGUUACUGUGCAAAGAAACAUCCUCUAGUAUUGGCAGGCAAAACUGCAGAAAAGGAAAUUAAAUCAUCAUUUCUAGAAGCAUUAGGAGAGUCCUGCAGCAACCCCAGUGAAGUGUCCUAUUCUGAGUUUGAAGAUUACUAUGAAGGAUAGUUUGGAAUUGUGGGUGAUGAUGAUUUUGUUAAUAUCUUAUGGAAUUCAUGGGGAAUUUAGAGUGGAAGAUGACAAAAAAGAAGAAGGGACACUUUCUAAACAAGGAGUGACUAAGUAAGAGAGGAUUUAAUCUUGAUGGGCAUUACUUUAUAAUUAAUGUCUUAAACUGAAAUCAGGGGCAGAAAACUUCAGAUGCUUUCAGAAUAAUACAUGGCAAAUUUCAUGGAGUGUCUGUUGAGUUAUGCUAGCCAUUCUUCUAAUAAAAAUGCUGUUCAUGUCUUUUCACUGGAAAUUAUUAAGGCU